Medicago truncatula (barrel medic) is the source of this 1503-nucleotide messenger RNA. RefSeq names its product 60S ribosomal protein L4. Gene Ontology annotation, molecular function: structural constituent of ribosome. Gene Ontology annotation, biological process: translation. The coding region runs from base 43 to 1263 and encodes 406 amino acids. The record is from RefSeq and is a predicted model, not a curated record. Gene Ontology annotation, cellular component: ribosome. The transcript is spliced from 2 exons. NCBI's taxonomy places the organism in Eukaryota, Viridiplantae, Streptophyta, Magnoliopsida, Fabales, Fabaceae.
CUCAGACACAAACAUUUCGCACACACCAUAGAAACCCUAACAAUGGCUUCCGCCGCCGCAAGACCCCUCGUCACCGUCCAAACACUCGAUUCCGACAUGGCCACCGAUUCACAAACUACCCUCCCAAUUCCCGAUGUAAUGCGAGCUUCAAUCCGUCCCGAUAUCGUUAACUUUGUCCACUCCAACAUUUCCAAAAACUCCCGGCAACCCUACGCCGUGAGCCGUAAAGCCGGUCACCAAACCUCCGCCGAGUCAUGGGGAACUGGCCGUGCCGUUUCUCGUAUUCCUCGUGUUGCCGGAGGUGGUACCCACCGUGCUGGUCAAGCUGCUUUCGGUAACAUGUGUCGUGGUGGUCGUAUGUUUGCUCCGACAAGAAUCUGGCGUAAAUGGCACCGGAAAAUCAAUGUGAAUCAGAAGCGUUACGCCGUUGUUUCCGCUAUCGCUGCUUCCGCGAUUCCAUCGCUGGUUCUAGCUCGUGGUCAUAGGAUUGAAACUGUUCCUGAGUUUCCUCUUGUUGUUGGUGAUUCAGCUGAAGGAGUUGAGAAAACUAAGGAAGCUAUUAGUGUUUUGAAGAAGAUUGGAGCUUUUGCUGAUGCUGAGAAAGCGAAAGCGAGUCUUGGGAUUCGACCGGGGAAAGGUAAGAUGCGUAACCGUAGGUACAUUUCUCGAAAGGGACCGUUGAUUGUUUAUGGUACCGAAGGCGCGAAAUUGGUGAAAGCUUUUAGGAAUAUACCUGGUGUUGAGAUUACUAAUGUUGAGAGAUUGAAUCUUUUGAAACUUGCACCUGGUGGGCAUUUGGGUAGGUUUGUUGUUUGGACUAAAUCGGCUUUUGAGAAACUUGAUUCGAUUUACGGGACUUUUGAUAAGGGUAGUGAGAAGAAAAAAGGGUAUGUUUUACCUAGGGCUAAGAUGGUUAAUUCUGAUUUGACUAGGAUUAUUAACAGUGAUGAGGUGCAGAGUGUUGUGAGGCCGAUUAAGAAGGAUGUUAAACGCGCUACACUUAAGAAGAAUCCUCUUAAGAAUCUUAAUGUUAUGCUUAGACUUAAUCCUUAUGCUAAGACUGCUAAGAGGAUGGCUUUGCUCGCUGAGGCUGAAAGGGUUAAGGCUAAGAAGGAGAAGCUUGACAAGAAGAGGAAGACUGUUUCUAAGGAGGAAGCUUCUGCCAUUAAGGCAGCAGGAAAAGCUUGGUACAACACUAUGGUCUCGGAUUCGGAUUAUACAGAAUUUGACAACUUCUCCAAGUGGUUGGGUGUUUCACAGUGAUAUCCAUCUUGAUGUUCAUGAUGAUUGUAUUCGCUGGAUGUAGCAUCACUCUUUUCGUAUUAGUGUUUUGUUUUGUAUGGUUAACUGAACGGAAUAUUUUUGCGGUUUUAUUGUUUUGCGGGUUGAGGUCAUCACACAUUUUACAGACAGCAGUGAAAUUUUGUUCGUCUUAUUUAAGUGAAAACAUUUUUGUCCUUUUAUUGCAGCUUAAUAAUCUUAUUAUAUUUGUUUCUUUUUAAA